Hymenoscyphus albidus is the source of this 1315-nucleotide messenger RNA. The record is from the annotation of a GenBank genome assembly. Lineage: Eukaryota; Fungi; Ascomycota; Leotiomycetes; Helotiales; Helotiaceae.
AUGAGAAAGGAAGAGCGGAAGACCUAUACAGAUGCUGUGACAUGUUUGCAGAAUACCAACGCAAAAACACCAGCAUCCAUUGCUCCAGGUGCCAUAGGGAGGGUGAGUUGGGAACUCUCAAUAUUUUGCGUUGAUACAUUCAUUGCGCUAAUUGGUUCUAGAAUUAUGACUUUACUGUAACCCAUAUUUUGGUAUGUGAGUUGAACUUCUUCUCAACCAAACCUUUCGCCAGGAGGUUAAAAUUGUAAAAGCUUACAAAUAAAACAGUAAACUCCCUUCGUUCACUAAAACGCUAAAUUCCUCCCAUGGCAUCGCUACUUUAUUCACAUCUACGGCGAAGCCCUGCGCAACGAAUGCAACUAUUCCGGGCCAAUUCCGUAUUGGGACUGGCCCAAAUACGCCAACGCAACCCAAGAUUCUCUUCUAUUUAAUGGUGACGAAUAUUCUAUGGGUAGCAAUGGUGCGUGGGAUCCGGAUUUCCCUAUCAUAGUUUUCCCACCAGGUUCAGGAUCCGACGAUAUUCAACGUGGAAUUAGGGGUGGAUGUGUUACGAACGGACCGUUCAGAGAUAUGGUUAUCACACUUGGACCUAUUACACUUCCCAAUCCUGGGUCAUUUGGAGGGUUGGGAUAUAACCCCACAUGCUUGAAAAGAGACAUCAACCCUGCUUUUGCUAGAAGGUGGUCAAAUUGGACUUCUGUAUUAGGUUUGCUUUGUCCCUGCUGAACUUAAUAGUCGAAAAGCUGAUAAAACGCUUAGAAACGUUUCAAUGGCAAGAUAUUGGAACUUUCCAAGAUUUCCUCCAAGGUGUUGGGACAAGGGCUGGAGGUGUACAUGGUGGAGGGUAAGUUUGUAACCUGGGAAGCUGGUUCUGAAUUGCUUCGCUUUAGCUAACCUUGUAGCCACUUUACCAUCAGCGGCGAUCCGGGUGGAGAUCUCUAGUGAGUCUCAAAACAGAUGAAGCAAAGGCAACGUGAGCUAAAAGUUUAAUCAAUAGUGUCAGCACAGGGGACCCAGCAUUCUACUUACACCAUGCUCAAAUGGAUCGCCUAUGGACUAUAUGGUACGUUUUGAUAUCUGUUUCAAAUAGACUAGCAAAAGACUUGACCCCGCUGAUUCAACUCAUAGGCAAGGCCUUGAUCCCAAAAAUCGGCAAUACAAGAUCAACGGAACAACUACCAUGAACAAUGAUCCACCUUCAAAUGUCACGCAGCUUGGAGAUUUCAUAGAUGUAGGGUUCGCAGGUGGGAAAAAUGUUACUAUUCAUGACAUAUUAAGCACCGUUCGAGGUCCCUUUUGUUAUGUGUAUGUUUGA